UACGUACAAAAAUGACGUACAUGCUGACAUGUAGGACGUACGGGUUGAACUGCAGAACUGGAACUGAAGAUUCGCAAUAAUUUGCAUUUUUGUGAAACAGUAACAGUAAAUCUGAUAAUUUAUGCGGUUAUCAUUACUGAGAAAGAUGAAGCUUCUGACACAUAACAUGUUGACGUCUCACGUCAAAGGGGUGAAGAAUGGAUACCCAUUAAAAAUUGAGGUGGAAAACAUGAAUAUAACUGAAGUUGAGUUCAAUCCAGAAUUUAUCUCCAGAAUGAUUCCUCGUUUAGAGUGGAAAGCCCUCUAUGGAGCUGCACAGAUGCUGGAUGUGGUAGGCAACCUUCCUACUGAGCCAGUGACAGACUAUGAAACAAAUGAAGAAUUCCUGAAAGCUGCACACAGAGUCAUGCUGGAGGUGGAAGUGUUAGAUGGCUUCUUGGUAUGCCCCGAAUCCGGCCGCAAGUUCCCCAUCAAAAAUGGAAUCCCCAACAUGCUGCUUAAUGAGGAUGAAGUCUGACAAAACAAGGAGAAACCAGUUCUUUAGACUUGUCUCAAAACUGAAGCCAUUCAGCAAAUUGUUGUCAAAUGCUAUCUCCUGUCAACAAGGAAAGUCUGCCGCGAACUUUGAGUAAAAUCUCAUUCUUUGGAUGACAAGUCAUCCUUGAUGACAACUUUGGAUGACAACUCAGACUUGAUGUCAAUGCACACGGAUGGAUUGUACAUUACAGAACACAGGGCUGAGAUGUGCAACAUGUUUAUAUGUAAAUAGGUUGUAAAGUACACCGCCUGAGCUUGUGCAGUCCGCUUCAGACUCCAUUACCUAAUACACCUGUUGAAUUUCAAAAUGGAAAACAUGAGCACAUUAUUGAGGUGAAGUCCUAUACUUCCCCUGUGUUUGCCUUGGUACCUCCAUGCAAUGUUCCCUAAUGUACAAUAGUUUUCUUGUCCUCUUGUCCCCCCUUGUCAAAGGCAAACAGCCUUGCCUUUUUAAAAGUGAAAUGUCCUGCUGGCCUGGGAGACAUUGUCUAGUUAUGUGAGGAUUUAUGAAGCAUUCAAAGAAUGGCUCAAGUAAAGUCGCCCAACCUUUUUUUAAGUAGCUAGAAGUUGCAUUGUUUCAACUUGCAGUUCUGAGUUUUGCUGUGAAUAUUCAUUCACCUGUACUGUACGCUACAUACAAGAACAUUGAUCGCCAUGCAUAUUCCCCAACCCACCCCACUCCCCAACCACAUACACAAAUACCCACACUCAAAAUCUGAAUAAAAAGAUAAUUUUGAUACAUCAUCAGUCUUUUUUACGUGUGUGAUAAUUGCUAUCUGCGGUCGUGGAAAUUAGAGCACAUUUUCUUUGUCUUUAUACAUGUAUGUCCCAUAACUAAAACUUCAUGUAGUUUACAUGUUCUCUGGUACUUUGGUUUUUGUUUACGAAAGUCAUAAACUAAACUCGAGAAGGUUUCGUCAACACAAAACACAAAAUAAAAAGUUAUUUUCAAUUUCAUAAUUUUUCCCAAACGUUGGUUAAAUUUUUCGUGCAGGGAUAAUUCAAAGCUUUAGUUUCCAAAUAGUCGGAUUAAAUACUGAAAUUUUAAACAAAUGAAUAGUUUUGGAAUUUACCAAGAAGUCCAAGUGAUAUUGUUUGCAAAAGCUGGUUUCGUAUCUGAUUUUAAAAAGAUCGAUUUUCGGUGGUCAAUUGACCUAAACUGUUUUACCGUUUCAGAAGAACUGUUAAAGGGAGACAGAACUGUUAAAGGACCAAUGCAAUGUGAUAUUUACAAUACAAUCCCUGAAACUGCACCUGUGUGUCCCACUUAACUAUAUUUUCAAUUUUCGUUUUACCAUUUUGAAGGGUAGUUUGGUGCCUUUUUGGUUCUGAUGCUAAAGCAAAUUUCCAUUUUCAUGAGCAAACGUGUGCUGUCAUUUCAGGUAGAAGCCUCUAUGUUGCAGCUACUUCAGCACCAAACGUUACCAGAAUGUGGGAUAUUUUGCAGUCGUGAAAUUUUUUUCUUUGGUGAUUCGUUGUAGUAUACGAGUACAUGGCAUUAAGCAAUGAGCAAACUUUUCUCAAAUGUUUCCAAUGUGCACAUUUUUUUAACAAAAUACCCUAAACUGAACAGUGUCUUCCUGGAAUGACAUUACAGCAACAACACCCUCAGUUGUCAGGAAAAGGAUGGAAAAUAUUAAAGGUUUAAAGAAGUGCACUUUUCAAUAAAAUUAAUUUAAAAAGGAUGUCAGGUAGUUUUCAUACAUCAUUAACAGGAGUAGAAAGUUUCACAAAAUGUGUUCAUAAGAAGCAUUCAUUCCAUGGACCUUUUAAACUAAGGGAGUAGUUACUGAAGUAACUUAAAUAAUGUUUAUUAUAUUUUGCAUAAGUUAUUUAUUUUAAAUUAUGAAAAUGAAUUAAACUGCUGCAAACUGCAUACUGACUGGAUUAUACAAAUCAACCAAAUUAGCUGGCCUGACGUUUCGAUCUUAAGACCUGCUUCAGCGGUACAAGAUUAAUUUAGAUAUUAAUUAUUUUGGUUUGUGGGUAAAGGCGAAUCGUACAUAAUCGCAUUGAAUUGCAGGUGCUUCAUCGGCCACUCGGCUUGAAAGGUAACGUUUAUUAAAUGGACAACCAUAAGUCAAAGGAA
This is a messenger RNA of Patiria miniata (bat star), 2626 nucleotides long. It is a transcript of the gene trmt112, whose product is annotated as multifunctional methyltransferase subunit TRM112-like protein. Gene Ontology annotation, biological process: tRNA methylation; rRNA (guanine-N7)-methylation; peptidyl-glutamine methylation. Gene Ontology annotation, molecular function: protein heterodimerization activity. NCBI's taxonomy places the organism in Eukaryota, Metazoa, Echinodermata, Asteroidea, Valvatida, Asterinidae. The coding region runs from base 122 to 517 and encodes 131 amino acids. The transcript is spliced from 4 exons. The record is from RefSeq and is a predicted model, not a curated record.